This is a messenger RNA of Equus quagga, 2202 nucleotides long. RefSeq lists its product as uncharacterized. Bases 1 to 696 code for a protein of 231 amino acids. The transcript has 7 exons. The record is from RefSeq and is a predicted model, not a curated record. NCBI's taxonomy places the organism in Eukaryota, Metazoa, Chordata, Mammalia, Perissodactyla, Equidae.
AUGCCUGUCCUCCGUCCACAACUGGAAGAGAACUGGGCAGCGGUGGACAGAUGGGCCUGUGACCACCACACCCCCACGGACGCCACCAUCGCAGACCUGCUGGGCCUGACGCUGUCUCGAGGUGCGGACAGGCGCCCCUGGCCAGCCGUGGGCUCAGGGCCUGACAGCCACCCGCGGGUCACCUUGCUGCCGCCCUUCCUCAGCGACCAGGCCCAGCACGUGCAUGCCCUGGGGACCUUCCACCUCUUCUGCCAGGCCACAGAGCCUGGAAGCCAGCCACACGUGGGCCUGGCCAGGCGCCAGUCACCCUUGAUUCCCACACCCCAGGCGGCCAGCUGGGCGCAGCGGCGGCUCACCAGUUCUGGUCCUGCGGAUGUUCGCUUCGUCUGGGAGAAGAACGGGCAUGAACUGGAGAUGUGCGUCCCUGUGCAGACCCACGCGCUACCCAACGGCAGGACCCACGUGCUCAGCUGGCUGCGGGAUGCCAUCAGCGAGAGUGCCGACUACCGCUGCUCCGCACUCUCCUCAGCGGGGAACAGCACCUCCGGAGUGCGCGUCUCCGUGCUGAGACCCGAGGCGACUCACCAGAAGUGGACCCGAGAGCUCACCGCCUGGAGGGCUGUGGCCGGGGAGCACGACCGAAUGAUGCAGAGCUGGAGGAAGGCAUGGGAAAGCUGUAACCAGGACAACUUUUAGCCACCAGGAGGCCGUGCCAACCCCACUGCCACCUGCCAUGCACUCCUGCACUGGCCCCAGGACAGUGAGCUGUCACCUUGCCUGCCUGGAGGUGGCCAUUGGCCUGUGCCUAACUGGCCCCUCCACAGGGUAGGCACUGGAGAACGCAGAGCCCGACUGGACCUGUGACAGCGCCUGGAACUUUUUCUUUGAUUAGGUGCUUACAUGGAACGUAGGGUCUGUCUUGGCAGAAGCGGGAAACCAAGACAGUUAAGAGGCUGCACAGAAAAGGUGGCUGUGCUAAGACAGCAGUGUGUGUGACGGAGCCUUCUCCAGAAGCACUGCUGUCACGCUCCACCGAUGGCUCUCACAUGAUCUGAGUAUGUCACGCUAUACGAGUGGGCCACCCCCAGCACAGCACACAGUGUGAACACGGCCCCUCCUGACUGCUGGUGUCAACGGGCUGUGACCCACACCUGCUGCCUGUCCCCACCUUCAACCUUAGCCACUUAACCGAGGCACACCACAGGGAGAGGGAAGCGAGGCUCCCAACGAAGAGCAUCUGCCCGAACCUCGAAUGAUGAUGAAGCCCUAACUGGGAGCUGAUGUGGAUCCGGAGUAUCUUUGUGUCACUCCUCACUCAUCUCCGAGUAUCGGACUGCUCACAAAGCUCUGAGUGUGCGCCUGUCCGCUUGCAGCUUCGCUCUGAACCCUGAGGUUGUCUGAGGCAGAAAAGUCCGUCGUGCACUCCUGGUGCCACGUCUGAUAUUCCCCCGACGGUGCGCAUCUGAGGAGGGCUCUGUUACACCUGCUCCUGAGUCUCUCGGUUUCCAAGCUGUACCUUCUAGACUCCGCUGUGUGCGUGCAUGUGACGGCCCAGGCCCACCACUGCUCGGCCCGGAGCCUGACAGGCGUUUCUUCUUGAUUGAGGAAGGAGAGUUUUUGAUGGAAUGCCAGUCCGUCGUAAAACCAAAACCUCUGUUACAAAUAAAGCCGUGCUUCUCUCGUGCCCCUCGCAGAUAACACAUGCGCGCCCAGCCUCGUGACCGCAGCCUGUGCCCGGAGCCCGCAUUCUGAAGCUGGGUGCCUGCCUGUGAGAGCAGCACGUGUUUCCCGCCAGUCACUUCCAGCACCCACCGAGAACGAGGCUCCCCGAGGACGCUGACCUCGGGGUUGAAGUUGCCCUCGUCAUCCGCCAGGGUGCCUGCCCAUCUUGCCAAAGGACCGGCUCUGGCUCACAGGCCAUCCGCACUGUGAUGCAGUUUUCUGUAAAACGUGGCUCAGCUCCCGUGCGGUACUAGCAGCUGCUGAGUGAACUGCUCGACGGUUGGGGCCUUCCCCUUGGUGCUGUUUUCCGUCUAUAAAGCCCCACUGCAGUCUGGAUACAGUCAGAGCACGUUCACGCUCAACAGAACAUGCAGACACUUCCGGUUCCCACAGUGGUGUUCUGUUGGAAAAUGUGCUUAUGAGGAUGAGUUCUGAUUCUUUGCACUGUUGAAAAAAAUAAAGGCAAAGAGUUCCACGUUU